CACUUCAUCAGGUUGGCCUACAAGGCGAUAGGAAAUCGUCGCAUGGCUCUACAGGCCAAGAUUAGGAAUCUUCUUCAGGAGAUGGAUGAAUUAGAGCAACCUGGAUAUCCUCACGCUAAAAUUAUAAAGGGUUUUGCCUUAAUGUUAAGCUUGGCCAGGGCUCAAGAUGCAGAUUUGCAGUUCAUAAGCGUUUUAAGUAAAGAUUCCAAAAACAUUCCCUCCCUGAUUGGACGCGGUUGUUUGGCCUUCAAUCGCCAGGAUUACAUAGGAUCCUUAGGAUUUUUCAAGAGUGUUCUGAUGAUCGAUCCCCGAGGACCCGCCGAUGUCCGCGUGGGAAUAGCUCACUGUUUUCUGAAAUUGGGUGAACUAGAUAGUGCUCGUCGUUUCUUUGAAAUGGCUCUCGCACAAAAUGGAAAAUGUGUAAAUGCUCUUCUUGGAUUGGCCAUGCUGAAACUCAAUCAACGGGAGAAGCAAUCAACUCAGGAGGGCAUGAAUCUGAUAUGUGCUGCUUUCGAACUUAAUAAUCACAAUCCAGUUGUUUUAUCUAUUCUGGCAGCUCAUUUUUAUUUUGUGAGGAAUCACAAGAUGGUCUUGACCUUAGCUGCAAAUGGCUUUAAGCACACAGAUAUACCCGAGUUGCAAGCUCAGAAUUGCUUUCAGAUUGCAAGGAGUUUUCAUGCAACAGGACAAUUCAGCCCGGCCAAGAAAUUUUACCAGCUAUCCGUGAAAUUGGCACCAAAAGGGUAUGUUCUUCCCCAAAUGGGAUUGGCACAAAUGCAUUUGAGAUGCGGGGAAUCAGACAAGGCUAAGAUCUGUUUGGAAACAUUUCUAAAGUUCAUGCCAGAUGAGCCAAAUGCAUUGAGGUUGCUGGCCAAAUUGUAUCUAAGCGAAAGAUCACCAGGACAAGUUGAUAAGGCCAUUGAAAUGUUGCUGAAAGUGGUGAAAAUCCCUUUCGGUCGCCAGGAUUAUGAUAGUUGGUUGAGUCUGGCAUUUGCCUAUGAGCAGAAAGAGAAUUUUAUACCGGCCAUUUUUGCCUACCACGAGGCAAUGAGAAUCUACGCUGAUCAGGGUCUACAGAUCCCGAUCGAAUGGCUCAAUAACCUGGCUGCCACUCAAUGGCUGGCCAAAAAGCCAGAGGAAGCACUCAAAACCCUCGACGAUGCUAUCGAAAAAUGCAAACUAGAGAAUGGCGACCACAAUGUCACAAAUUUGCUGACCAUGCACUUCAAUCGCGGUCGGAUAUUGGAGGAUCUUAACAAUAUAUUCUUGGCUGCGAAAAUGUACAAUGACAUUACCCUUAAAUACCCUCAGCACAAUGACUGCUUUCUGAGACUGGGAAUCUUGGCAAUGCAGCGAAAUAAACUCAUCAGAGCUAUUGAAUUUUUUAAGUGUGUCUUGGCUAAGGACAGCGAUGACUUUUUGGCCAGGACUUACAUGGCAGACUGCUUUAUGAAGAUGAACUGCAGUAAGAAGGCAGUUUCCUAUUAUAAUCUAAUCCUGCGCAAUUCCUCCGAACAAAACGAUACCUACACCAUGCUGGCCAUGGGAAAUUUCUGUCUGAAGAAAGUUCAGAACUCCAAGGGUAGGAAAAACUCCUUCUCGAAUAAGCAACUGCUUCUUAGAGCAUUAAAAUGUUACGCAAAAGUUCUUGAAUGCAAUCCACGUAACUUGUGGGCAGCCAAUGGAAUUGGGGCCAUUCUAAGUUUUUGCAAAAAACUCUCCGAGGGUGAAGUUAUUUUCAAGCAAAUUUUGGGGGCUGGUAAGUGUUUCUCCGCCCUUCUAAAUUCAGCUCACAUUGCCCUAAAAUUGGGCCAAUUCAAACAAGCCAGUCAGACUUACAAGCAAUGUUUGGAAGAGUGUCUUCCAGAAAAGAGGGUUGAGGUAAUUCAUUAUCUGGCCAGAUCUCUAUAUGGCGAGGAAAAUGCUGGGGAGGCUAAAAUGUGGCUAAUAAAGGCAAGACACUUAGCACCACAGGAUCCCUCGCUCCUUUUUAAUUUGGCCCUGACCAUCAAGGAGAAUUCGAAACAGAUCUUUGGUAAUUCACAACCCCGAUUCGAAGAGCUUAAACGUGCGGAACUCGAGCUGAAAGUGGCCUUAAAUUAUUUUGACCAUUUAUACCUCAAUCAGAGCGAAAUCUUGGUAAGAGCUUGUGCUAAAGGGGCAAAGGUAUGCCAGAAGCUAUUGAACAAAUUACCUGAAGCCCUCCAGCGCGUUCGUCUUUUGGAACUUUCUGCAGAUGACCGCAUUCGAUUGCAGGAAGAGCGAUUAAGGGCACUUCAGGAGCAACAAAAGGAGCAGAGUCUUCGAAAGCAGGAAGAGGAACGUCUCCUUUUAGAGAAAAAGAUAUCAGAACGACAAAAAGUCCUGGAGAGAUCGAAGAAAAUAAUGGCCGCUGGUUUAGAGGACAAACCUAGCGAACCAAAGUCGAAGAAUUCAAAGAAGGGUGGCAAAAAAAGGCAGAAAGAACCGAAUCCAGAUGGAAAAUCAGAUGAUUCAUCCGGUGAAAAACCCGCCAAGAAGUCUCGCAAAAAACAAAAUAAAUUAGAAAAAACUAGGAAGGCCAAAGACGUUAAAGCUCCCGAAAAUGAUUGUGUUCAGAAAUACAAGUCAAAGGAAUUUAUUUCUUCUGAAGAAGACAGCUCAGGAGAUGAUAAAAUGGAGAAGAAUAUAGAAUCAGAGGUUGAGAAUCAAGCAGAAUAAAUAUCUGGAAAGCGCCAGGAAAAUUUUACUAAAUGAGAAUGAAAAUAGAUUUAAUAACAGGCUGUAUGGAAAAGAAAAACAAUUUCAAUCUAUGCCAAUACACCUGAAUGCUGUGCAUUAAAUGACUACACCUAUUUGA
This is a messenger RNA of Drosophila ficusphila, 2839 nucleotides long. Its product is annotated as RNA polymerase-associated protein CTR9 homolog. Gene Ontology annotation, cellular component: Cdc73/Paf1 complex. The record is from RefSeq and is a predicted model, not a curated record. Gene Ontology annotation, molecular function: RNA polymerase II complex binding. The coding region runs from base 43 to 2700 and encodes 885 amino acids. Lineage: Eukaryota; Metazoa; Arthropoda; Insecta; Diptera; Drosophilidae. Gene Ontology annotation, biological process: regulation of DNA-templated transcription. The transcript is spliced from 4 exons.